UCAGCCUGGACUCUCCCCAGAGACGUUGCAGGCUCCUGGUUUUCAUGGACAGGCCUGGCUGGAUUGUGCCCCCCAACGCCUCGGCGCUGCCCCCCAACGAGACGGGCUGCGGGGAACAGGCCGACUUCCAGUACGUGCUGUUCCCCGUGGUUUACAGCCUGGUCUUCGUGCUGGGCCUGGCCGGGAACGGCUCCGUGCUCUGGUAUUUCCUGCGCACCCGGACGGCCACCGCCCCGGCCAACAUCUUCCUGGCCAACCUGGCGUCCCUCGACCUGCUCUUCGUGCUGACGCUGCCCUUCCGGGUCGGCUACCACACCCUGCGCAAUGACUGGCCCUUCGGCGAGGCCCUGUGCAAGCUCACCGGUUCCCUCUUCUACGCCAACCUGUACGGCAGCUCCCUCUUCCUCAGCUGCAUCUGCCUGGAGCGCUACGUGACCGUGGUGCACCCGCUGCGCUUGCUGCGCCUGCGCCAGCCCCGGUACCGCAUGGCCGCCUGCCUGGCCAUCUGGGCCCUGCUGGCUGCCGCCGGCCUGUACCUGGCGCUGCGCGGGCCCCUGACGCGCCCCUUCCCCGAUGGGCGCCUGGCCUGCCUGGAGAACUUCUCCAGCGACUCUUGGAGGGGCCGCAUCUCGGGCGUCAGCCUCUUCGCCGCUGCCGUCGGGUUCCUGCUGCCGCUGACGGUCAUUGGCAUCUGCUACCCGCUCAUCGCCCGCCGCCUGCUGGACACGCCCGGGAUGACGGCCGGCUCGCGGGCCGCCCGGCGCAAGGCGCUGCGCACGGUGCUGGUGGUGCUGGCCGUCUUCCUGAUCUGCUUCGCCCCCUACCACCUCACCCAGGUGGUGCACACCCUGGGCCGCCUCGGGACGCUGGAGGGCUGCCGGCUCCUCCGCGGCACCUAUGUCGCCCGGCGUGUCACCAUGGCCCUGACCAGCCUCAACGCCUGCCUGGACCCUCUGGUCUAUUACUGCGCGGCCGAGCGCUUCGCCUGGAGCCCGCCCUGCCGCGCCGGGUGCUGCACGGGCCGGCCGGCCUCCUCUGGGGACUCCCAGGGCUCGCGGCUGCAGGCGCUGGACAAUGGGGCCUCCCGGGGGACCCAGGCCGAGACAGGCACCUUGUCCCACGAUGGGGCCUGAAGGGGAGACACCAAUGGACACCCUCCCCCUCUCUCCCCGCUUGCUGCUCUGUGGACUCUGAGGCCCCUGGGAGUCGGGCUGCUGUGUUCUCAGCUGCUGGACAAGAAAGGGAUGGUGAACAGUGUUACGGGGGUGUGUACGUCCGUGUAGUGUUACGUGUGUGCAGUCACGUGAGCAUGUGUGUGAGUGGCUCCUUUUUGUACGUUUUGCACUUUUGCCAAGUAAAAGCAACG
Messenger RNA from Chelonoidis abingdonii (Abingdon island giant tortoise), 1366 nucleotides. RefSeq names its product lysophosphatidic acid receptor 6-like. The record is from RefSeq and is a predicted model, not a curated record. Gene Ontology annotation, molecular function: G protein-coupled receptor activity; oxysterol binding. Gene Ontology annotation, biological process: G protein-coupled receptor signaling pathway. Gene Ontology annotation, cellular component: membrane. Lineage: Eukaryota; Metazoa; Chordata; Testudines; Testudinidae.